Messenger RNA from Protopolystoma xenopodis, 393 nucleotides. The record is from the annotation of a GenBank genome assembly. Lineage: Eukaryota; Metazoa; Platyhelminthes; Monogenea; Polystomatidea; Polystomatidae.
UCUAAAUUGCGACCGCAUCUGCAGACACCUUCUAUGGUUGGUGAAGAAAACGCAUUACCACCAGAUGAGGCGAAGGUUAUGGGCCUCAAUCCAGGCCAUCUAAUGAGGCCGAAAGGGUUUACCAUCUCGCAAUCCUUCCUAUCUUCGUAUCAAUCCAAUCUAGACCUGAUAAUUGCAGAAUUGCAGAGCAUAACCAAGAAGAUUCGAGAGGACGAAGAAGAAGGUCUGGUGGCGAAGGAGUGGAAGUUUGCCGCUCGUGUGAUUGACAGAUUCUGCCUAAUCGUCUUCAGUCUCAUCAACCUCAUCACCACGUUCAGCACUCUCGUGUUGGCGCCCAAUAUCGGGCCAUUGUUUCGAGUGACUGAUAACACUACCGAGAAUGGGAUAGGUUGA